AUGACCGUUGUUCCCUCGGGCGGUCCGGGGGGACCGCCACCCCCAGCAGGCUGCGAGGUGCGGGCGGCUGAUCCACCCAAGGGUUUUGGCUUGUUCGCAUGCGCGAGCUGCCCGGCCUACACGGACAUGUUCACUGAGGAGCCGCUCUUUGCCAUGCAGCACUCCGGGAACCGCCGCGUGGUGGCUGCUUGUGCCCGCUGCUGCGGCUUCGUGCACUCUGUGCCCUUGCAGCUCGAGGUCAUCUUCGGUGAAAGCCGCUUUGCCCCGUUGCUGGCAGCCCUGGGCGACUUACCUGCCAGGUGGCAGGAGACAGCUGGAGAAGGGAGCGCUGUCGUUGUGCGAUGCAAGCAAGGAUGCGGUGAGAUAUACUGCUCCGAGGCUUGCAGGGACCUCCACUUCCAGCAUUCUCACAACCUUCUUUGCGUUGGACCUCUCACAGAGGACCACCCACUUCUUCGCUUCAAGUACCAUGCACUUGAGCACGCGGACACCCUGCUUCUAGCGGCACAGGUCUUCGCCUUCCUGAUCAACAAGGCCAAGGCGGCAGGUGGCGGAGAGCAGGUGAUGAAGGGCCUCAUGCAAGAGCUCCUGUGCUUUUGUCACGCUCCCUUCAGGGAAGCGUGCCGCCCGCCACCCGGGCGGUCGAAGGAUGCCGAGUUCUACGCACACGCAGAUGGUUUGGUUCAAGAAGCCGCUGCACUGCUCCGCGCAGCGCUAGAGCCAUACGCACCUGUGGAGGUAGGAGCUCUAUUCGCAGCUGGGCCCAACUUCUUCGCCGAAGUGCUGGGGCUCUUUGAGUACAACAACAUCGACUUGGAGGUGAAUUCACCUUUGGGGCAGCUCCUGGAAAACCGGGCUAAAGCGUUGGCCCAGCACAUCUCCAAUCCCCAGGCAGUAGCCGAGCUUAAGCAGCUGGAAGCCCUUCUGCGAGAGAAGGAAUGGGUGAUGCGCUGCAUCUGGGGCGAGGAGACGACGGGGAUCUUUGGUGAUGAGGUCGACGUGGCUCAGGGCACUGUGGAUGCGCAGCCCAUGGACAGUGUCAUGCAGGCUGCUGAGCAAGGCAACGAUGCUGAAGUUGCAAGUGCAGCUAUGGCACAAGCUCGGGCAGAGGUUGCCCAGCUGUCGUUGGAGCAGCUGCUACAGGGCCCCUGGCCGGCCAUGCACGGAACAGCGCUGUUCGCAUCGGUGGCGCGCAUGAACCACUCCUGCGCGCCGAACAUGAAGGUGGUUUUUCCGGGCAACUCUGCCCGCCUUACUGCCACCGCGGUGCUGAACAUUUCGCCCGGACAUGAACUUUGCAUCUGCUACGUCAACCAGGAAGCAGAUGUGCAGACUCGACGACGCAGGCUUCUGGAAUACGGCUUCACGUGUAGCUGUAGCAGGUGCCUCUCGGAGGAUUCCACGACUCUGCGCAAGGCUCAGAAGCGGCUGAAGUAA
This is a messenger RNA of Symbiodinium pilosum, 1437 nucleotides long. The record is from the annotation of a GenBank genome assembly. NCBI's taxonomy places the organism in Eukaryota, Dinophyceae, Suessiales, Symbiodiniaceae.